UGUUUCUUCAUAAUUAUUUUCGGUUUGUGUUGGAGAAGUACCAAAAAUGGGGGGACUCAAUUUUUGGGCCUCCCUAGGGAUAUUUCUUCUGGCCACGAGCCAUAUAGAGGCCUGCUGUAGUGAGAAAGGAUUGUGUUUGCUUGAGACACUAAAAGAUUUGAAAGAAUGCAAGAAGUUCGCUUUGGCGUCGUUAUUGAAGCCGAAGAAGCUUUUAGAUGACUGCCUUGAUGCACCGCCGACCAUUCUCUUGAUGCCGGCGAACGCGCCACCACCACCGUCCUCACCGUUUCUCUAUGCUUCGGCCCCGCCGCCGUGUUUACCUCCACCUCUUCUAUUGCCUCCGCCGCCUCCACCGUCAAUUGUUUUACCGGCGCCGCCCCCUUGUGCAGCGUUACCACCACCGCCUUUAUACUUGCCGGCGCCCGCUCCUCCACCACUUCUACUGCCUCCCUCGCCUCCGUCAUUCGUUCUGCCCGCGCCCCCAUGUGCGCCUCCGCCAUUAGUUCUCCCUGCGCCGUCUCUUCCACCUCUAAUGCUGCCACCGCCGCCACCUCCGUGCUUACUCCCACCGCCGGUAGCACCGCCGCCGCAAGUUGUCUACGCGGCGUCUCCGCCCCCGCCUCCGCCGCAGCCGUUAAUGUUGCAGGCACCGCCACCUACGCCUCCGCAGCUCCUAAUGGCUCCACCACCGCAGCCUCCACAGCUCUUGCUCCAAGCUCCUCCGCCACCUCCACCGCAGAUAAUGUACCAGAAGCCUGCUGCGCCACCAGCUCCUUUCAUGCUGCAGGCGCCGCCUCCUCAGUACGCGCUGCCGCCACCGGCCUGUGCGCCGCCACUAUUUCUCCCUGCUCCCGCGCCACCGCCGAUGUACUUGUCAGCUCCUCCGCCGCCGCCGGCUUACUACCCCGCGCCGGCGCCGCCGUGCGGCUGCGCGCCGCCUCCGCAGCCAAUCCCCGUGAAGAGCUUCAUCGUGCCUCCACCGAUUCCAUGCUCUCUCGAGCCCAAGCCCCUACCGCCGUGCAAGUGCAAGUGCAAAUACUUUUAAUACUUUCCUAUAGUUUUAAUCAUAUUUAUUACAAUAAACACAAUUUUCAUAAAUUUACAAUGGCGAACAGUUGAUUUUAGGUUAGAGCUUCUGAAUUACCUACUUGUUAGGGGACUCGGCCCCGCCUACACUAUCGUUUCAUCAAGUAUGCACGCGAUGCGAUGCCUUUGUUCAGUAGGCACGAGUACUCCUAUACACACAAUUGCAAUUCUAGAAUAGUUAUUGUUUAACAAUUUUGCACCCUUAUUAGUAGUAUAGAUCGUGUCAUUCACGAAGACUCGUGCCUUGGUUCGUAUUGUCAUGCAAUUAACGGUUAAAUUUGCAAAAUUCGCGCGUCAUCGUCAAUGACACGAUCUAUAGUUGUUAUAAUAUUAGCUAAUAAAUUAAUAAUAUUGAGACCCAAACUAGCAAAAGAGUGUUAAAGUUGUAUCUAAUGCACACUAGAGAAUAAAAUACAAACUCGCACACUGACUAAAACAAUAAAGAGAGAGACAAUGUGGUGUAAGAUAUAUUUGGCAUA
This is a messenger RNA of Cydia pomonella (codling moth), 1565 nucleotides long. RefSeq lists its product as uncharacterized. Lineage: Eukaryota; Metazoa; Arthropoda; Insecta; Lepidoptera; Tortricidae. The record is from RefSeq and is a predicted model, not a curated record. The coding region runs from base 47 to 1045 and encodes 332 amino acids. The transcript has 4 exons.